AUGAUGGCUCCAUCAUCCUCUUCAGACUCCUCUUCUCGCAACCCUUCGGCUGCUCCGACGGCCUCGAGACUGACCCAUCGGCCCGCCGAUCGAUCGCCAAAUCCAGACUCCCCAAGCAGCAGUAACACCGAUAGUGCGCCUAUUCCAGAUGAGGAGCAAGGGGCCGAUCUACCGCUAACCAUGUCCGCAUCGGUUGUGUUAACUAGCCUUCCGCGCGAUGCUCACCAGGCUCUGGCUGAUGUGGAGGCUAUUGAUAAAGGCAAAGUCACAGUUCGCUUCCAUCCUCUGCCUUCAGCCCCCAUUCUCAAAAAUCGCGUUUUUAAGAUCAGCGCCUCCCAGAAGUUUGAAACGGUAGUCAAGUUCCUCAGAAAGAAGUUGAACUGCAAAGAUACCGACUCCGUAUUUUGCUAUGUAAACAGUGUGUUCGCCCCCGGACUGGAUGAAGGCGUUGGAGGAUUGUGGAGAUGCUUUAAAUCGGAUGACCAGCUGAUAGUGGCAUAUUCGAUGACUCCUGCUUUUGGUUGA
Molecule: messenger RNA, 525 nt
Organism: Monascus purpureus
Lineage: Eukaryota; Fungi; Ascomycota; Eurotiomycetes; Eurotiales; Aspergillaceae
Source: the annotation of a GenBank genome assembly